Messenger RNA from Neltuma alba, 1290 nucleotides. RefSeq names its product serpin-ZX-like. The transcript has 2 exons. Lineage: Eukaryota; Viridiplantae; Streptophyta; Magnoliopsida; Fabales; Fabaceae. Gene Ontology annotation, molecular function: serine-type endopeptidase inhibitor activity. The coding region runs from base 1 to 1290 and encodes 429 amino acids. The record is from RefSeq and is a predicted model, not a curated record.
AUGCGGUUAAAUCUCCUUCAUCUGAGGAACCGGCUUUUCAUCACUCCAUGGCUAGAAAGGAGUGUCCUUUCCUUCUCCUUCUGCCCAUUUUCGGCGAACCAAACGGCUUCUUACGGCAGCAGAAGCAAAGCAGGUGGGACGAAUAAAAAACGUCCCACCGUAUUCCACAAAUCGAUGAUGUUCGGAAACCAUCUGCUUGUGGACGGAGAAAUGGACGAAAACAGGGUGCUUUCACCCUUGUCCUUCCAAGUGGUGCUCAGCCUCCUGGCCGCUGGCUCCGGCGGCUAUACCCGCCGUCAGCUUCUCACCUUCUUCGACGCCGAUUCCGUCGAUCAGCUCAAUCACUUCGCCUCCCGAAUUUCCGAGGACAUCAUGGCCGAUGGUGAUCCCGCCGUCGGCCCUCGUAUGCGUUGCUCCAAUGGCUUGUGGCUUGACCAAUCCCUUACUUUGAAGCCCUCUUUUAAACAGAUUCUAGACUCUGAUUAUAGAGCCGCUCUGAACCCGGUGGACUUUCAGACCAAGGCUCCUAAUGUGAGGCAGCAAAUUAAUUCCUGGGUGGAAAAUGAGACAAAUGGCCUGGUUAAAGACCUUAUCCGUGAGGGGUCUCUCAACAACUCAGUAAAACUCGUCUUUACAAAUGCAUUAUACUUCAAAGGAGCAUGGGAUGAGGAUGAAAGUCCACCCCUUCCAAGCACAGAGGAUCGACGGAACGAAAACUUCACGAGGGUUCCCUUCAUGAUUGGGAAGAGGAGAGAAUUUGGUAGAUGGUACGACGGUUUUGAAAGGUUCUGUCAGGUACAUAAAAAGCAAAGUGAAGAUAGGCGCUGUUUCAGCAUGGCUUUCUGUUAUCCAUUGACACACACUGGUGAUGGGUGUAUAGCCCAUGUUACUGAAACCGUAAUGGAUGUACGUGACCGCUCCACCCCAAAAUUUAGCUGUUCUUCCGAGGUGGAAGCUUCUAGUAUGCUGAGGGGACUACGGGUAACAUUGCCAUUCUCCGGAGGAAGGUGGAAAGAGAUGUUAAAUUCUUUUACUGGUCCAAAGUUAUAUGUUUUCAGCAUAUUGCAGAAGUCGUUCAUGGAAACAAAUGAACAAGGGACUGAAGCUGCUACAGCCACCACCGCAAUAUUAAUGUCUGGGUGUCCUGCAUGUUUGCCCCAUGUACCUAAAAUGAAGUUUAUAGACCGCAUCCCAUUCCUCCUUUAUGCUGGAAAAGAUGAGUAUGGAGGUAUUCUCAUGGCUAAAAUAGAUUUUUUCAUUAUGCAGGUGGUCAAUCCUCUUCCAAUAUAG